AUGUCUAUGUCAUCAGUUAGCAUGUUGAGCGCAUCUACAUCUACCGUAGAUAACCACAAACUCCAUGUGUCGGCUUAUGCUGCACUCAUGCCGCAAGAAGAGAAGACCAGUGCCGCCGAAGUCGUAGCUGCUGCCGAGACCCUCUUCAGCUAUAACAAGAGUCCAGACUUUUGUAAACCCUUUUGGGAAACGACGAUCAAACCCUCAACAGCCAAGGAGAAUGCGCCGAAAAACGCGAAGGGGCGGACACCACUGCCGCUCGCCCCAUCAGAGCGUCGGCUACAAUCAUCUAAGCCCGCCGCAAUGUCAGAGACGGCGAUGAAGUCUUCUGCGGCCUCGCAGGAUGAGUUCCAGCCAGAGCGGGCAGCAGAGCCCAAGAGAGAGACAAAGCUGGAGACCGCGCCGGCCUAUGCUGCGGUCUCACAGAACACACCACAGGCCCCGUCUCAGGAGGGCACCGAGCCGGCGUUGAAGCAAGCCCCUAACAAGAUGCAGUGCCUCUGCACCAAGUGUAUGGAUUCAUCCAUGGGUCAGGGUAAAGAACAGUCCAAGGCAACUUGGGCCGAGCACAGCCGGGCCGAAAAGAGACACAACGAAGGCAGGCCAGCCAAGAUAAAGUGCAGCAGGUGCAAUACACUCAAUAAGCCCUGCAUGGUAGAUGAUACUGGAGCAUCUUGCGCAGCAUGUACAUGGGUCAAAGAGAAAUGCUGUCGCGACGGCGCCAAAUCGAACCGUCAUCGAUCUGGCGGAGACGGGACGCACCCAAAGAAGUCACCGAAGCUGCCCGUCGCGGACGCGGUGGUGACCAAGCAGGCCAAACGGAAAGCUUCGGAGCCCAUAGAGGGCCCGAAGAAGGCACAGAAGCUGGCAGACGGGGGCAGACACACCUUUGCCGAGGACGCCAAGGCGGAGCCGGAAGAGUCCUCCUUCUCUUCAUACACUGCAAAGGCAACAUACGGCGAAAACAACAUACCUGUUGUCGGUGCCCCCCCUAAUCCCUGUAGGUGGAUGGCCGUCAACUCGUAA
This is a messenger RNA of Colletotrichum siamense, 1026 nucleotides long. RefSeq lists its product as uncharacterized. The record is from RefSeq and is a predicted model, not a curated record. Bases 1 to 1026 code for a protein of 341 amino acids. The transcript has a single exon. Lineage: Eukaryota; Fungi; Ascomycota; Sordariomycetes; Glomerellales; Glomerellaceae.